Colletotrichum destructivum is the source of this 600-nucleotide messenger RNA. Its product is annotated as Putative PRKR-interacting protein. Gene Ontology annotation, molecular function: double-stranded RNA binding; protein kinase binding; protein kinase inhibitor activity. Bases 1 to 600 code for a protein of 199 amino acids. Gene Ontology annotation, cellular component: nucleolus. The record is from RefSeq and is a predicted model, not a curated record. The transcript has a single exon. Lineage: Eukaryota; Fungi; Ascomycota; Sordariomycetes; Glomerellales; Glomerellaceae. Gene Ontology annotation, biological process: negative regulation of protein kinase activity.
AUGUCCGGAGAAGGUCCCGAAUCGAUCCCCACCUCGGCCGACCCACGCUCGCGUCGCCCGACAAAGAAGCGCGCCCUGACGCCUGUCACCGAGCAUGCCAAACACCUUGAGUCCCUCUUCUCUAAGCCCGAUCAGGAGAUUCGCCUACCGCCCGCCCCCGGAGCCGUCGCCAAGCGCGCCGUCGCCGCGCCGCCCGAGAUCGUCACCAAUGUUCAGGGCUCCAGCGCCGGCGCGGGCUCCGGCGAGUUUCACGUCUACAAGGCCAGCCGCCGCCGCGAGUACGACCGCCUGCGCGCCAUGGACGAGGAGGUCAAGCAAGAAAAGGCGAACGAAGAAUUCGAGCGUCAAAAGGCCGAGCGCGCCGCCCGCGACGAGGAGCGCACUAGGAAAAAUCGUGAGAAGAGGGAAAAGAAGAAGCAAAAAGUGAAAAGGGGACCGGCCGCGACGGGGGCUGGCGGUGCUGCCCCCAUCGUCAAGGUGACGGCGCCGACGGUUAAGGCCGACGACGCCAAGGACGCGAAUGGAGGAAGCAAAGGAACAGACACCGCGACACCAGAAGCCGCUUCGUCUGCCGGGCUCGUCAUCCACGAUGAUGAUUGA